AUGGGAAUUUCUUGGAUCUCAUACAGGAAGAAGCACGAGCUCGAGGCUAUUCUUCUCGACCUCGGUCUGGAGCAGAACGGCACGGACGAGGAACAGCGAGCCCGACUACAUCAAACCACCGUCGCCGAUACCCCCUACCAGGAGAAGGUACCCAGCAGCAACCACACGCUGGCUGUACCACGCAGCACUUCCCCGUCCCCAGGGACGCGAGGAAAAUCGGAGGGCACCGCACGCGCCAGUGCAUCCCAGUCCGACACAGGCGUCUACGCGAUGGUGGUCGACAAGGCGACCAAAUGGGGAUUGUCUUUCGACGGCACUUCCGAUCCGCUCAGCUUCGUGGAGCAUAUCGAAGAACGAGCGGAUACCUACCGGAUCGACCGGAAGUAUUUGUCGCACGCUAUCACCGUCCUCCUGACUGGCCGGGCGGAGAGCUGGUUCCGAACCAGUGAUCUGCAGGGACGCACCUGGACCGAAGUCCGCCGGGAAUUCUUGGAAUUUUUCCUGCCGCCCCGGUACUACCAACGCCUCGACGACGAAAUCCGCACUCACUUCCAGAAAGUGAACGAGCCGUUCAAGGAGUACCUGGUGGAUCUUCGUCUCCAGAUGCGCCGCGCUGGAUUCUCGCCGGAGCAGGAAUUAGAACGAGUCUACGAGAACAUGCUGCCCGAGUACCAGUUGUUUACCCGCCGCCAGGAUUUCAAGACGUUGACCGAGCUCACACAUUUGGUGGUCAACUACGAAGUCGCCCGCAGCCGCGGAGGCCGACCCGUCCGUGGAUACCCGUCGGCAAACGCAGACGCCGAGUAUCCACCCCACAGCAGGAACGCACGACCUAGGGCGAACCCUGUUCACACACCGCAGGUGCCACGCCCUGGGAACGCGACCAACGACGCCGCCAGCCGAGGCACCGGAGGAAACUCCACCCAAGGGGCCACGCCCACCAGGUCAACCGACCCCCGCACCACCUGCCGAAACUGCGGCCAGGCUGGUCACUACGCCACGGAAUGCCGGAACCAGAGGACCAUGUUCUGCUGGGACUGCGGUCGCCAAGGCAUACGCACUAUCGAGUGCUGCAGGAACCAGACGCCGGGAAACGGGCAAGGGCCUCGAGAUCGGAACCGUAUCCGCGCACAGGUCACGGUCGAGGGACGACCACUCACCGCCACCUUGGAUACGGGGGCCUCGCAUAGCUUUAUAAGCGAGCGCCUGGCAAGGGCACUCCACGACGGGAAGAACCAUCGUGCCGUGCGAACGCGGGUGAAGUUAGCAGACGGAACCGGCAGGGAGCUCACGCAGGCCCUGCGAAUCACGAUCCAGCUGGGAAAGGCUCGGGUCAGCGUCUCCGCCCUCAUCAUGGCGGAUGUGCUGGACGACCUUCUACUCGGGAUGGAUUUCCUGUGUUACGGAGGAGCCACACUACAGUGUGGGGGCUUGACCCUCCAACUCGAGCCACCCAUUCCUGACCAACCCACGAGGACCAGCUCGCCGACACCAACCGGGAGCAAACAAGCCGCUCCACGAGCGCACAUCGAAGCCGCCACCCAGGCGCACUCACCGGCCGCCGCAACACAGGCGCAGCCCCAAGCCGCCACCCAGGCGCACCCCGAAGCCGCCAUCCAGGCGCAAACACAAGCCGCCCCACGGGCGCACAAACGGGCCAAGAGGGUCCGCUUCAGCGAUUUGGAACCACCACCUCCAUCCUGCGGUAUCGCUGACGCUGACUACGACAUCGAGGAGGAACCGAGAGCCAGAGGCCACGAGGACAACUACCCGGAGCCCUGGAUCAGGGAGUUUCUCGAACGAAAACUGUCCCGCUUCAACAGCAUCGCCAACGUCUCCCACAUCGCCGAGCACAAGAUCGUGAUGCGCCACGAUCGCCCUAUUAAGCAACGCUAUCAUCCACGGAAUCCCGCGAUGAGGGCCGUCAUCGACCAACAGAUCGACGAGCUUAUCCGCGAUGGACGCAUAGAGCCUUCCAAGAGCCCCCAUAGCGCGCCGAUAGUCAUCGCGGCAAAGAAGAAUGGAGAGGCCAGGAUGUGCAUCGACUACAGACAGCUAAACGAGAACUCGAUCCCCGACGCUUAUCCGCUGCCGCGGAUCCACCACAUCUUGGAGCGGCUGCGAAACGCCCGCUAUAUAUCGACGUUGGACCUGAAGAACGGGUACUGGCAGAUCCCAGUCGCCCCGGACAGCCGCGAAUGCACCGCAUACACCGUCCCGGGCCGCGGACUAUUUCACUGGAAGGUGAUGCCUUUCGGGCUUCACUCGGCGCCGGCCACAUUCCAACGGGCGCUGGACACCGUCAUCGGCCCCGACAUGGAACCACACGCUUUCGCCUACUUGGACGACAUCAUCGUCGUCGGCGCCACUCUCUCCGAGCACGUGCGGAAUCUACGCGAGGUAUUUCGACGGCUUCGAGAGGCCAAUCUCCGCCUCAACCGAGACAAGUGCCAGUUUUUCCAGCGGAGCAUAAAAUAUCUUGGCCAUGUAAUCAGCGAGGCCGGGAUACAGACCGACCCCGACAAGGUCGCUGCCAUCCGGGAACUGACCCCACCCACGAACCUGAAGGAGCUUCGCCGAUGCCUCGGCAUAGCGUCUUGGUACAGACGCUUUGUGCCAAACUUCGCGGACGUGGUCGAACCAAUGACCUCGCUACUCAAGAAGGAUCAAAGCUGGGGAUGGACCGAGAAGCAGAAACAGGCGUUCCAGAAGUUGAAGGACCUGCUCACAGAGGCACCAAUUCUGGCGUGCCCAGAUUUCGAAGAGAAAUUUGUACUCCAAACCGACGCAAGCGAAUACGGCGUGGGAGCCGUACUCACCCAGACUAUCGACCAACAGGAGCGCGUAAUCGCUUACGCUAGCCGCCGGCUAAACACCGCCGAGCGCAACUAUUCUGUUACGGAAAAGGAAUGCCUCGCUAUAGUAUGGGCCAUCCGUAAGAUGCGCUGCUAUCUCGAAGGAUACCGUUUCGAGGUGCUGACCGACCACCACUCGCUAAAGUGGUUGAACUCCAUCGACAACCCCACGGGCAGGAUCGCUCGGUGGGCAUUGGAGUUGCAGCAGUUCCAGUAUGACGUGACAUACCGACGCGGAACCCAGAAUCUGGUCGCGGAUGCACUAUCGCGCCAGCCACUGGCCACCAUGCAGCAGGCACAAGUUCAGGACAUCAACUGUAAGUGGAUCGCGAAAAUGCUACACAGGACCCGACAGGAGCCGGCCAAGUAUCCAGACUUUCGAGAGGAGAACGGGCAACUUUACAGACGCAUCGGGCUGCGCCCGGAGGAUGAGGAAUACACCCCUGGAAACUAUGCCGGAGAGGAGCCGAGCAGCUGCACAGGCAGAUUUAAAGUGGCCCGCGACAACGCCGAACGUGCCACGGCCGAGCAAGGCCGGCACUACAAUUUACGACGACGGGAGUGGAAGCCACCAUUGGGCUCCCUCGUUCUCGCCCGCCAUCAUGUGCUAUCAAACGCCGCCGAGGGCUUCGCGGCCAAACUGGCUGCGAAAUAUGAAGGCCCGUUCCGAGUGAUCAAGUUCCUCUCGCCGAACAUCGUCCGGCUGCAAGAUAUCGGGAGCCGCCGUCGCCGCACGGCCAGCAUAAACAACCUAAAGCAUAUCACCAAAGCAACGCGGACGACGACGAACAUCAGAACGAGGAUAGCCUCAGCAUCACCGCAGCCCAUGACGACCACGACGACCACGACGCCCGUGAUCAGUCCAGAAGCCUCCACUCUGGCAUCGGCUCUGAUCCUAAGGAGCUAUAGGAGCGCAGGAGCUUAG
Messenger RNA from Drosophila ficusphila, 3780 nucleotides. RefSeq lists its product as uncharacterized. The transcript has 5 exons. Gene Ontology annotation, biological process: proteolysis. The record is from RefSeq and is a predicted model, not a curated record. The coding region runs from base 1 to 3780 and encodes 1259 amino acids. Lineage: Eukaryota; Metazoa; Arthropoda; Insecta; Diptera; Drosophilidae. Gene Ontology annotation, molecular function: zinc ion binding; nucleic acid binding; aspartic-type endopeptidase activity.